GAAUAGACAGCUAUUGACCGGUAUGAUAGGACGACUGACUCGGGACAUUCUCCCUAUAGAGUUCCCCCCGUGGUGAUUAAAUUGGACUUUUCAGCGACAGACUCUCUGGUUUAACCCUAUUAUCACCAAUAGCGGAGCAGAUCCCUGUAUCCCGAAAACUAGGUUUGCUCCGAAGGACUUUGCACUGUGGAAUCAAAACAAUGGUUUUGAGCUUCGGUGACUAUCUAGCGCUGCGGUUGGCUCGGUUCCAGGGAAAUGGCUCCAUAACGCAGGAACCAUCUCCGAAUCAAUCGCCGUCUGGUACCAUAGAUUUGUCGAUACCAAUCACGGGGAGAACACGUCGUUUGGUCGUGCCGCAAACUUUCUCCGUAACCCCUGGGCCGAUCCAUCUUUUGCAGAAAUGUAGCAGAUUGUCGGGCCUCUUUCUCUUUUAUUCCUCUUUCAAACAUCAGGAAGAAGGGAAGAAGAAAGAUAAAAGUGCCGGCGAAGGGAAGGACAAUCUUUCAUUGUUCUAUCGCAAAUCUUCUUUUCGCUGUGUGCUAAACUUCUUUCCAACUUGCCAUCCCCGCUUCGAUCAUGGGCGAGGACUCGAUUUUGCCAAUAAGCGAGGACAAGGAGUUGAGGGCAACGCCUUCUCGCCUGACGCCGCCACCCUCCUCUCUCAUAGUGAACAGUGGGAACGCAGUCACCCUUAGGGAUGUUCAUUUUGCCUUCAGCAAUGAGACAUUACGAGACGAUUACCAUGCCGACAACAGGACAUCCUGGUACCAGCCAGAGGUGACCUAUGAAGCCCGUGUCCAGUCAGGGCAGUUUAGCCAUAGGGCCAGAGACUCGGGAUGGAGACGAAUGGUUCAGAAUUUCACACCUUCGUAUGUCACCCUCAUUCAUCAGGAUUCAUGGUGAAAACUAACGAGCCCUGAUGUGAAUAGGUGGUUCUCCGUGAUCAUGGGAACUGGCAUCGUUUCGACACUCC
Molecule: messenger RNA, 973 nt
Organism: Aspergillus ruber CBS 135680
Lineage: Eukaryota; Fungi; Ascomycota; Eurotiomycetes; Eurotiales; Aspergillaceae
Exons: 1
Coding region: 201-695 (164 amino acids)
Source: RefSeq, a predicted model, not a curated record